UCAGAAAGCAAAUAAUUCUUGAUUAUUGGAUUCCAACCAAAUAGGCUACUCCUCUGCGGUUUUAACAGUCUGAAGGGACAAUCGAGGCGAAUUCUUUCAACUGGUUAUUUUUACGAGAGGUAUGCCUCUUUGAGUGACUUUAAGCCCCACCUUCAUUCACGUUACUCACCUGUCUGCAUCUUUUCUUGAGAGACAUCGCGUGCAGGCGCAACAAAUGCGAACAUCAGUCACCGCGUUGCCAAACUCCCAAAGUUGUCAUAAAAGCGCACGUCCUCGCCCAAAAUGCGUUUCACACGUUUUCUAUGUGUCAUACUAUGGACUGCAGUCUACACAUGUCCGACUCCAAGUCAGGAUGCCAACAUCACUUCAGACGCCCUCCAGCUGCUGGACCAGGGACGCUGCCCCUUCAGAUCCAUCCUGCCGUCAGAUACAGCUGUGCAGGUACUGGUGUGGGUCUUUGUGGUGAUGACCGUCAUCUCACUUAUCGUCAAUGGCUGCACUCUGUUCAGUCUUGGCAGUUCAGAAGACCUAUCCUGGGAACCACGCUUUGCCUUGCUGAAGAACCUCAUAGUAAGUGACAUCCUACUCAUUGUAACCCAAGGUCCAACAGUGGCACACUGUCUGCUGCAGAAGACCACGCUGCCGUAUGGAGCUUGGUGUGUGACUCAGUUCUUCAUUAACACUGUUUGUGUUUUCUGCACUGUGCUUACCAUCACCUGCAUGGCUUUGGAGCGCUACCUAUAUGUAUGCCAGGCCAUCUACUACAUUAGUAUACUAACCACCAAGCGCCUUUACCUCAUAGUCGGUCUCACAUGGCUUAUUUCAAUAUGCUUAUCGGCAGUGAUCACAGGUUUGCUCAGUUUAGGGCACAAGAGCUCAUUAGUGGGGAAACCCAUUACGGGACUCCUUUGUGAGCCGGACACCUUAGAGGCCCACCUUGGCUUUCCACGAGGCUCUGCUGUGUUUCGAAAAGUAGUUGGGCUUUUGGUGACACUGCUUUGCGUCUUUUCCUACUCCUUCUCGUACCUGCGCAUGUAUCAGGAGGCACGCAAUGCCGUUCAGCCUUUCCAGCAGGUCAACAAGAGGGCACGCAAAACAGUGAUGUUCUACUGCUCCAUGCUGCUGCUUCAGCUGCUCCCCAUCUUUCUGAAGAUAGCCUCGGAUGCUCUGUGGGAACUCGUGGGCAACAUGGCAAUGAUCCGUUCGCUGGAUGACCCUGGAGACUGGAUGUCGGCAGGGAUCCUACACAUCAUGCUGCUGGUGAUGCUUCAGGUGCCUCCUUGCAUUAAUCCACUCAUCUAUGGUUUGCGCAACAGAGAGGUGAGGGAAGCUCUGCCCAGGCUGCUGUGCUGGAGGAGAAACAACCGUUAAGCGAGUUGAUUCAGGGAAUUUUCAGAAAUGCUUGUUAACUGAGAGGAUACCUAUGUGCAGCAGCCCUGGCUGAAGUGGAAAUAGCAUAGAUGUGUGUGUAAUGUGUAAGUCUGGAUCUCAUGGUUUAUUGUAAGAUUAUAAUAACGCACAAUAUAAAACUUUAAUGCAAGAUAUUUUAAAUGCAUAUCAGUAAAUCUGACUCUAAUGCAAUGUGCCUUUUGUUCACA
Molecule: messenger RNA, 1598 nt
Organism: Cyprinus carpio (common carp)
Lineage: Eukaryota; Metazoa; Chordata; Actinopteri; Cypriniformes; Cyprinidae
Product: olfactory receptor 2G3-like
Biological process (GO): G protein-coupled receptor signaling pathway
Cellular component (GO): membrane
Molecular function (GO): G protein-coupled receptor activity
Source: RefSeq, a predicted model, not a curated record